AUGCAACCGCAGCUAGACCUCAUCGCCGCCUCGUCUCGCACCGCGUUCGAGAAAAAGGUGUGGUCGCUGCUCUGCCAGAUCCCAAGCGGCAGCGUUUCGACAUACGGCAUCAUGUCAGCGCACCUGGGCUCGUCGCCGCGCGCCGUCGGCAACGCUCUCCGCCGCAACCCUUUCGCUCCCGAGGUGCCCUGCCACCGCGUCGUCGCCACGGGAGGCGCCCUGGGCGGGUUCAAGGGCAAGUGGCCGCGCGACGGAGAGGGCAUCACGCUGGACGAGAAGAGGCUUCUGCUGAGGCGCGAAGGGGUCAGGUUCGACGACGCCGGGGCAAGGAUCUUGGGAACGCCGUUUUCGGGGUUUCGACCCCACAUGCAGUACAUCGACUCGCCCAAUACGGAAUAA
Molecule: messenger RNA, 399 nt
Organism: Pyricularia oryzae 70-15
Lineage: Eukaryota; Fungi; Ascomycota; Sordariomycetes; Magnaporthales; Pyriculariaceae
Product: RING-2 protein
Exons: 2
Coding region: 1-399 (132 amino acids)
Biological process (GO): DNA repair
Molecular function (GO): methylated-DNA-[protein]-cysteine S-methyltransferase activity
Source: RefSeq, a predicted model, not a curated record